AAGAAGAAGAAGAAGAAGAAGAAGAAGAAGAAGAAGAAGAAGAAGAAGAAGAAGAAGAAGGACAAGAAGGACAAGAAGGACAAAAGAAGAGGUGAGUGGAUUAAACCUCUUAGUUUACAGUUAAUCACGAAUCAGAAGUUAUCUUAUUUAACACAACAGCUGUAAUCUUCAGUCUAACAGCUACAGUCUGAAAGCUAACGGCUAACGGCUAACAGCUACAGUUAUUAUUCCAGUUCGGCUCUGGGGGAGUAACAGUUGAUUUGUAAUGCUCAGCUGACUUUAUGUUAGUUAUUUAUUACACCAGUUGUCUUUAAGACGGUUUGAGUUGUUGUGUUGGUGCUCUUUACCAUAUAUAUGGUUUUAAAUGUAUGCUAACUAGCUUAUUAGCAUCGCCAUUCACGUGACGUAGCAUUUUUCCCAUUGAAAUGAAUGGGGUUCUUCAGUUAGCAGCUAACGCUAAGCUAAGCGACGGUUUAGCUCAUUAGAUAAAUAGAUAUACUUUAUUUAAAUAAUGAUUUAUCUUAAAGUGGGAAAUGAAUGUGUCACAGCAGAAGUGUUUUCAGGCAUUACACGAGUUAAACAUAUUUAAAAGAUGCAAUAAGAUAUAAUACAAAUGAAGCAUUAGCAGCAAGUAUACACACAGGACACAUAUCACUAGAGUAUCUAAAGAAUACACAAUAUACAGAAAAUACUGUAUACAUGGAGUACAUUAAACAGUCUCACUAGCUAAUGUUUGCUUUCUGUGUUAACUUAGUGAUAGUUACACACGGAUAGCGCUAUAACAGUGGUUCAAACAUCCAUUAAUGUCACUUUCUAUGUGAAUAAAGUCAUUUUAAUGAAAUAAAAGUGAACAAACUGUGAGCUGUAAGUUAGAAUGUAAGUUGCUACACAGAUUAUGAUGAAUUAUAUCUAAAUAUUUGUAUUAUAUUAAUAAUAAUUUACACAGAAAACCAACUUGUUAUCGUAAUGGUUAAAGUAAUGUGCAUGUAACGUUAAUAACUAUCUGACCUUUCUAUCAUGUUCUCCUCUGCUUAGCAUCACAUUGACUAAAUGGAUCAAUUUGGACCAUGUUUACGUCACAGCAGCAUAGAUAAGACAAGGCACUGCACAUGGUGUGAUAAAACACUACAUAUAAGCAUCUAGAAAUAGAACAUAUCAUUGAAUAAACUCUUUGAAUUCCUCCUCUUCACUGCUGACAGUUUAUGAUGAAUUAUAUCUAAAUAUUUGUAUUAUAUUAAUAAUGAAGCAGCUCUGUGGUCUUCAUCAGGACAGCUGAUGAGCAGCAUGGAGGAGAAGAAAGAGACCCCUGGAGCUCAGAAACCAAAAGGAAGAGAGAGACGUCACAGCUGUCAGCAAUGUGACAAAUCCUUUACAACAUCUGGAACUUUAAAGAGCCACCUGUGUAUUCACACAGGACAAAAACCGUACAGCUGUGAAGAGUGUGGGACAACUUUCAAUAGAUCAGGUCAUCUCAAAAGACAUCAACGUAUUCAUACAGGAGAAAAACCUUACAGCUGUGAAGAGUGUGGGACAACUUUCACUCAAUCAGGUGAUCUCAAAACACAUCAACGUAUUCAUACUGGAGAAAAACCUUACAGCUGUGACGAGUGUGGGACAAGUUUCACUAGAUCAGGUCAUCUCAAAAUACAUCAACGUAUUCAUACUGGAGAAAAACCUUACAGCUGUGAAGAGUGUGGGACAACUUUCAGUACAUUAGGUGCUCUCAAAACACAUCAACGUAUUCAUACUGGAGAAAAACCUUACAGCUGUGAAGAGUGUGGGACAAGUUUCACUAGAUCAGGUCAUCUCAAAAUACAUCAACGUAUUCAUACUGGAGAAAAACCUUACAGCUGUGAAGAGUGUGGGACAAGAUUCACUACAUCAGGUGCUCUCAAAAUACAUCAACGUAUUCAUACUGGAGAAAAACCUUACAGCUGUGAAGAGUGUGGGACAUCUUUCAGUACAUCAAGUGCUCUCAAAUCACAUCAACUUAUUCAUACUGGAGAAAAACCUUACAGCUGUGAAGAGUGUGGGACAACUUUCACUCAAGCAGGUGCUCUCAAAUCACAUCAACGUAUUCAUACUGGAGAAAAACCGUACAGCUGUGAAGAGUGUGGGACAACUUUCACUAGAUCAGGUGCUCUCAAAUCACAUCAACUUAUUCAUACUGGAGAAAAACCUUACAGCUGUGAAGAGUGUGGGACAACUUUCACUCAAGCAGGUGCUCUCAAAUCACAUCAACGUAUUCAUACUGGAGAAAAACCUUACAGCUGUGAAGAGUGUGGGACAACUUUCACUAGAUCAGAUGCUCUAGAAUCACAUCAACGUAUUCACACUGGAGAAAAACCUUACAGCUGUGAAGAGUGUGGGAAAACUUUCACUACAUCAGGUGCUCUCAAAAUACAUCAACGUAUUCAUACUGGAGAAAAACCUUACAGCUGUGAAGAGUGUGGGACAACUUUCAGUACAUCAGGUUCUCUCAAAUCACAUCACCGUAUUCACACUGGAGAAAAACCUUAUUGGUGUGAAGAGUGUGGGAAAACUUUCACUACAUCAGGUACUCUAGAAUCACAUCACCGUAUUCACACUGGAGAAAAACCUUACUGUUGUGAAGAGUGUGGGAAAACGUUCACUACAUCAAGUGCUCUCAAAAAACAUCUUCGUAGCCACCUGUGUAUUCACACAGGAGAAAAACCGUACAGCUGUGAAGAGUGUGGGACAACUUUCACUAGAUCAGGUGAUCUCAAAAUACAUCAACGUAUUCAUACUGGAGAAAAACCUUACAGCUGUGAAGAGUGUGGGACAAGUUUCACUAGAUCAGGUGAUCUCAAAAUACAUCAAUGUAUUCAUACUGGAGAAAAACCUUACAGCUGUGAAGAGUGUGGGAAAACUUUCACUACAUCAGGUGCUCUAGAAUCACAUCAAGUUAUUCAUACUGGAGAAAAACCUUACAGCUGUGAAGAGUGUGGGACAACUUUCACUCAAGCAGGUGCUCUCAAAUCACAUCAACAUAUUCAUACUGGAGAAAAACCUUACAGCUGUGAAGAGUGUGGGACAAGAUUCACUAGAUCAGGUGCUCUCAAAAUACAUCACCGUAUUCAUACUGGAGAAAAACCUUACAGCUGUGAAGAGUGUGGGACAUCUUUCAGUACAUCAGGUGCUCUCAAAUCACAUCCUAUUCACACUGGAGAAAAACCUUACAGCUGUGAAGAGUGUGGGAAAACUUUCACUACAUCAGGUGCUCUAGAAUCACAUCAACGUAUUCACACAGGAGAAAAACCUUACAGCUGUGAAGAGUGUGGGAAAACUUUCACUAGAUCAGGUGAUCUCAAAAUACAUCCUAUUCAUACUGGAGAAAAACCUUACAGCUGUGAAGAGUGUGGGAAAACUUUCACUCAAGCAGGUGAUCUCAAAACACAUCAACGUAUUCAUACUGGAGAAAAACCUUACAGCUGUGAAGAGUGUGGGACAACUUUCACUAGAUCAGAUGCUCUAGAAUCACAUCAACGUAUUCACACAGGAGAAAAACCUUACAGCUGUGAAGAAUGUGGGAAAACUUUCACUACAUCAGGUGCUCUCAAAAUACAUCAAUGUAUUCAUACUGGAGAAAAACCUUACAGCUGUGAAGAGUGUGGGACAACUUUCACUAGAUCAGAUGCUCUAGAAUCACAUCAACGUAUUCACACAGGAGAAAAACCUUACAGCUGUGAAGAGUGUGGGAAAACUUUCACUACAUCAGGUGCUCUCAAAAUACAUCAAUGUAUUCAUACUGGAGAAAAACCUUACAGCUGUGAAGAGUGUGGGACAACUUUCACUACAUCAGGUCAUCUCGAAAGACAUCAACGUAUUCAUACUGGAGAAAAACCUUACUGGUGUGAAGAGUGUGGGACAACUUUCACUACAUCAGGUCAUCUCGAAAGACAUCAACGUAUUCAUACUGGAGAAAAACCUUACUGGUGUGAAAAGUGUGGGAAAACUUUCACUACAUCAAGUGAUCUCAAAAGACAUCUUCGUGUUCACUCAGGAGAAAAACCAUAGUGGUUCUAAGAGUGUAGGAGCCGCAAUUAAGCAUAUUUUGUUUUUUUCACAGUUUACAAUAAACAAUUCCCAUCUAUUG
Molecule: messenger RNA, 4117 nt
Organism: Gymnodraco acuticeps
Lineage: Eukaryota; Metazoa; Chordata; Actinopteri; Perciformes; Bathydraconidae
Product: zinc finger protein 91-like
Biological process (GO): regulation of transcription by RNA polymerase II
Molecular function (GO): DNA-binding transcription factor activity; RNA polymerase II cis-regulatory region sequence-specific DNA binding
Source: RefSeq, a predicted model, not a curated record